CUCAGUUCAAAAAUCAGCACCCUCCGGAAAGGUUCACUGCUCCGAGAGACAUAGUCCGACUGAAGGCAGAUUUGUAAGUUAUCGUAGUGACUCUGUUUGGCGCAGUGGAACGCAAGUUUGUUUCAAAAUUAUACUUGGAUCGGAGAAAAGUGAAUCAUGUAUUCCAACCCGAAGUACAAAUACAACAUGCUCAACUUGGCGGUUGAGACGAACGACUGGGCUGGAGUGGAGGCUUUGCUUUCGAAGUAUCCGUCGCAUGUAAACCUGGCACUGGAGGACGGAAGGACGCCGCUGCAUACCGCAAUCGCCAAAAACAACAUCGAGAUGAUGAAAAUCCUGCUACAUCACAAGGCGAGCGUCAAUCGGGACCCAAGUCGGAGAACAGAAACGCCCUCACCGCUGUGGUUAGCGAUGCUCCAGUGGCAUGACCACCAAGCGGCCGAAUUGCUGAUUCGCUGGGGCGCCGACGUGAACGAGCGGUGUGAUACCAGCCUGAUAAACGGUGAGGCGCAGCAGUACUACGACUACGACGCGCAGACGACGUUCUUGCACGUGGCGGUGCACCGGCUCGACGCGUCCCUGGCCCGGCUGCUCAUGGACCACGGCGCCGAUCUCUCGGCGAGGAACGCCAAGGACCGGACGGCCCUGUUCGUCGCCCUCGUCGGCGGCUGUCCGGCCGACCUGGUGCUCGAGAUGCUGAACCGCGGCACCCGACACGAGCUCGCGCAUGCCGACAACAUGCAGCGCACCUAUCUGCACUCGGUCAUUGGCGCGGGCCAUGAGGAGCUGACGGAGCUGCUACUGGCACAGCCCGAGGUCGACACGACCCUGCUGCACUACACCGGGAAGACGAUGCUGCACUUCGCCGCGGAUGCCCGCUCGGAGAGCGUGAGUACCGCCAGGUGGCUACUGGAGAGGCGUGUCCCGCUCGACGCCAGGGACAGGAUCUUCCAGAACUCGCCGCUGCACAGCACGCUGCGGACCGGCAAGUCGGCAAUGGCGAAGCUGCUAAUUGAGCGGGGAGCCGACGUGAACGCGAGAAACGGCGACGGCCUCCGCCCGCUGCACCUGGCAGUGACGGGGCGCUGCAGCCUGGACGCGUUGGAGCUGCUCCUCGCCAAGGGCGCCGAGCUGCAGCAGCCGACGCCGUCGGGCCAGACGGCUCUGCACCUCGCGUGCAACGAGGGCCGAGAGGAGGGAAUCAAAACUCUGCUCCUGCGCGGCGCAGACCCGCUCGCGAAGGACGACGUCGGCCGUACGCCCUUCCAAAUGAUAAAGCGGCAGGCGACCGGGGCCACCUGGCAGAUGAUCAGGCGUCUGGCCGCGCUAAGGAUGGUCGAAGGCAGGCAGAUCGACGAGCAGGACGAGCGGCUGAUCGACAGGACGUCCUACAUGCAGGAGCACUACAUAGCCUGCAAGCGGGAGCUGCAGAGGAUGAGGAAGUUCAAGGUCUACAACGACGUGACGCUGUUCUUCAUCUUCGCGGCGAGCGAUGAGAGACUGGGCAUGCUCAUGAGGAACGAGGAGUUUCUGGCCUCCUUCCAGGCGCGCUACGUCGACCAACAGUACAAUAGCUACAACGACUACAUCUCAGCGAAGUUCGAGAGGGCUGAGAAGAAGCUGCGCUGGAUUUGCGCGGUCGAAAGUCACCUAUGCGAGAUUUUCUCGGCCCAUCUGACUUACGCCGCCAUAGAGAAUCUGGCAAAGUUCGUUUCUGUGAAGGAUUUGCCUGGUUGUAAAUUGUAGAUACGUACUAAUUUUAUACGUUUUAUGUAUACCUAAAUUGCGCGGCUACACGAAAAAAAAAGUGGACCUGGGGGACACCGGCGCUUGUGUGCAGAAUCAGAAAAGCUGAAUAAUGCCGAUACAGCGCAUACGCGUGCCAUUAGGGCUAGUCUAGGCGCAGAGCACUUACCGUCGGACUUGAAUGGCUAGUAGAUCACCAACGUUCUUUCUAUGUAUUUUUGCCUCCCGAACACGAAUUUCGAGGGUUAAAUGCCCAAAAGUGAUCAGGUAAUUUUUAUUAACAAAUUAAUUGUUAAUAUUUAAUAAAAUUAUAUUAUUUCGAACCAGGAAACAUUUU
Molecule: messenger RNA, 2083 nt
Organism: Nasonia vitripennis (jewel wasp)
Lineage: Eukaryota; Metazoa; Arthropoda; Insecta; Hymenoptera; Pteromalidae
Product: putative ankyrin repeat protein RF_0381
Exons: 3
Coding region: 157-1746 (529 amino acids)
Molecular function (GO): protein binding
Source: RefSeq, a predicted model, not a curated record